This is a messenger RNA of Amborella trichopoda, 3097 nucleotides long. Its product is annotated as ribosomal protein L6 family protein. The record is from RefSeq and is a predicted model, not a curated record. Gene Ontology annotation, molecular function: rRNA binding; structural constituent of ribosome. Gene Ontology annotation, biological process: translation. Gene Ontology annotation, cellular component: ribosome. Lineage: Eukaryota; Viridiplantae; Streptophyta; Magnoliopsida; Amborellales; Amborellaceae.
UGUACUAAAGGGAGGGGGGAUGAGAGAGAGAGUCUCUAGUUUCUUGUACCAUUGUAACCUAUAGAAGACAUCUUUGGUGCCAUUAUGUGGGUACUUUAGGCGCCAUUAUUACUUAAUCUCAAUGAGAUGCCUUUCUUUUCCCUUUCUGUGUUUUGUCUUUUCUCUAAGAAAUACCUGAUUCUGCUCUUGGUGUCUUAUAAUCCAGUAUAAGGUGGUGUCCUACUUAUAAUUGCGACAUUGCCUUUCAUAUUGGAUUUGACAGCAGCUAUCGUGAAAAAUACAUAUACAUUGGAUUUGAUGGAAGUUGUUUCCAGCUAUAAUUCCAAAAAGGUUUCAGUGAGUAAUGCUUCAAGUUAAGAUGGUAGAAUGCUGAGCUUUGGUAACUUGACUUAGUAAUUUCAGAGUAAGGACUGCUGUUUUAGUAUCUGAGGGCUGAAUCCCACUUAUUCAAAUGAAGAAGAAUAUGAAAAAAGUGAAUAUGGAGUUAGUUUCAGUUGCAAAUUACCAGAAAAACCUCAGCUUUGUGUUACCUUAUUGUGGUUUUUAAUUAGUUUGGCACUGGACUGUUAUGAAUUUGAAGUGAGAUACAUUACAUUAUCAUGUUUGCUUCAAAUAAAACCUUAAGGGUAUGCUUGUACUUGUUUCCCUUAUAAUUGGUCAUCAUGAGUGGUAGAAGGAUGCAAGAACCAAUCCCUUGUGGCUUCUACUGCAUCAAGAAUAGUCAUAUGGUUAAAAAAUGUCCAUUAAUUCAAAUUGUGAACAAUGCAUAUCAGAUGUAGACCUACUGCAUGUGUCCGGCUUUAACUUCAGAUUAACAUCCAACUUAUGCUAAGGUAACUAUAAAAUCUGAUAAACUUCAUAACACUUAUAAUUCAGAGACAUUAACAACAUUGUCUUAGCGGAAAUUUCUCUUGGCUAAUUAGUUCUGGAGACACAUAUCAUGAGUAAUGAUCGAUAACUUGCUUCUUAUUGCUUUCUUGUUUUGAUAGUAAACAAAAUGGCUACAUUCACUGAAGAUCAGCGUUAUUUAUUUGUGUUUGCGACUGAGAAUGGAAGUUCUUUGAACACCCUUGUCUGGCAAGGGAAUCAGCCAAAUUCAUUUCCUGCCAAGUGUGUGUAAAUGGCCUAUUCCUCUCAGUACAUCUCUUGAAUGCUUCAUUGAAGGUGUUUAUGAAUCUCCAUGGUUUUUGGCUUCCUUUGUAGACCAAGCAAUGGGGUUCAUGUAGUCCCUUUUGGUCUUUUCUUUAUUUGAAUCACAGUGAUGAGCAGGGCCCUACUAGCUUAAGUUGAUAUGAUCCAGCUGUGAUCGAAAGAUGCCCCAAGUCGAGCAGGGCCUGGAUUGUCCACUAAACUUCCAUAAGAUAUCAUCUUUAGGACUCCAUUUUGUGGUGCUUGCCAUUUUGGUGCGUGGCUGCCAUUUUGGUGCUCUAAUAUCUCUUGAUGUUAUGCACCAGACAAUUUUAUACCAUUGUAUAUUAAUAUCUGUUUGGUUUUUGGUUAAUGCCCAUGAAGCAGACAUACUUGCGACUUUUCCAUAUCUUAGAUUUUAAAAUUCUACUGUUUUGUUCCUUUCUCAAAGACCAUGGAAUUGCUGAAAUGAGAAGUGUCCAUAAGAUCAAUCCUUUUUCCUUUUAGUGGCUUUUGUGGGAUAACCACUACAGCAGCAAGCCUCUACUGAUGCUAGCUUAGUCCAAGAGAACCAAAGGGUUUGAAGAAGGACCAAAAAUCUGUUGCCUUAUCACAAUCCAUUAGUAACUGCCUAACAUUUCUUCUUGUCUAAUGCACAUAAUGCAUUGAUGUGGGAUUUGGAUUCCUAUGCUGCAGGGGUCAACAGCCAUAGGAAGAGCUGAGCACAAGGCGGGUCUUUAGUCGACUAGAUCCUUGAGACUUCCCUAGUUGUUUGAUCAUCAGGAUGGUAUUCUGUAAAAGGAUCUUGAUAUGCUUACUAUCUCGACUCCACAGAAGGUUAUCUUCCAUAUCUUUGGCUUGCAGUGAAGCAUUCGGAAACAGGGAGUUAGAGUCAUCCACAAUGGCAGCCAAGACAGUAAACGAUCACCCAAAGUAUCUGUACCAGUCUGUAAAUCUUUCCAAGAGCGGAUAGUGUACUAAAGACUUCGCAGAUGCAUCAUGAGCUGUAUUAAUGCAUUUUUAGGCCCUUUUAACAGUUGAUUUCCAUCUUGCAGAUUUUUAGCAUACCUUCCAUUUCUGUUGGAUCCAUACUUAUGCUCAAUAGUUGACUUCCAUGACUAGUUCUCUGUGUGAAAUUCGACAGUCCUAUCCCAAGGAGGGCCAUAUUAAAUUCUUUCAUUUUUCUUAUUCCGAGUUUACCUGCCUUCUUUGCUGCGCAUUGAUUCCCAUCUCACCAGGUGGAACUUGUGAUGUUUGGAGGAACCUCUUCAUGGGAAUUCUCUUUGAAGCUGCUCAAUCUUGUGAAGAAUGGACGUUGGCAUUUUGAAAGGCAGCUUAUAGUACACGGGGAGGUUGGAGAGUAGAUUUAAUUAUUGUGAUCUUUCUCCAAGAGACAGGAUAGGAUUCUGGAUUGGAGGAUAUGUCUAUUGAAGCGAAAUACUUUCGGUUCUUGAAGAUUGUUGGAGUGGGUUUCAAGGCAAGGGCAGAGGCAGGAGGGAGGAUGUUGUUUUUGAAGUUGGGCUAUAGCCACGAGGUCGAGCUGACAGUGCCACCUGCAGUUCGUGUCUUCUGCUUUAAACCCAACAUUGUCUGUUGCACAGGUAUACACUUGCAGAGGGUUGCUCAGUUUGCGGCUUCAGUGCGGAGUUGUAAGCCCCCAGAAGUGUAUAAGGGAAAGGGAAUAUUGUAUCUUGACGAGGUUGUUAAGAAAAAGCCAGGAAAGAAGUCCAAGUGAGAGAAAACUAGAGGUGUUGUUUCUUUUUUAUUGUCGUUAUUCAUAUGCAUUAAGAUGAGGUCAGAUGCCUGGUGAAGGAGGAUGUGGAGUUGAAAGGCAUGGGUGGGAGUGAAAGGGGCCUGGAAACAUUUUACUGUUGUACUUUGAUUAGGCUUCUUUUUGUUCUUUUCUUUUUUCAUUUUGUUUUAACAGUUUUGAAAGGAGAGGUAAUUUAGAUAUUUCAUGAGCAAAGAA